Molecule: messenger RNA, 3359 nt
Organism: Onychomys torridus (southern grasshopper mouse)
Lineage: Eukaryota; Metazoa; Chordata; Mammalia; Rodentia; Cricetidae
Product: probable N-acetyltransferase CML1
Exons: 2
Coding region: 101-802 (233 amino acids)
Molecular function (GO): N-acetyltransferase activity
Source: RefSeq, a predicted model, not a curated record
GAUCGUCCCCUCGGAAACGACGCUCUUCACUCCCGGAAGUUCCGGAUCGUUGAUCAGGGCUCAGGGAAGGCGUGCAGGCAGGUAUAGCUGUCUCUCCUGGAUGCUGAGACUUGAGACCCAGAAAGAAGUCUCCCACGGCUCCUAUCAUAUCCGCCAGUACCAGGACAGUGACCAUAAAAGUGUCCUGGAUGUGUUCACAAGGGGCAUGGAGGAGCACAUCCCCCGCACCUUCCGCCAUGUGCUGAUGCUGCCCCGAACCCUCCUGCUUUUACUUGGGGUGCCUCUUGCCAUGGUCCUGGUGUCUGGCUCCUGGCUGCUGGCUCUUAUGUGCAUCUUCUCUCUGCUCCUACUCCUGCAGCUCCUGGCCAGACAGCCUUGGAAAGAAUAUGUGGCCAAGUGUUUGCACACAGACCUGGCUGACAUCACCAAGUCCUACCUGAGUGCACGUGGCUCCUGCUUCUGGGUGGCUGAGUCUGGUGGUCAGGUGGUGGGCAUGGUGGGUUGUCUGCCAGUCAAGGAUCCCCCGUUAGGGAGGAAGCAGCUGGAGCUCCUUCACCUGUCUGUGCCCUCACAGCAUCGAGGACAGGGGCUAGCGAAAGCCCUGGUCAGAACUGUCCUGCAGUUUGCACGGGACCAGGGCUACAGUGACCUUGUCCUUACGACCAGUGUCAUACAGCAAGGUGCUGUGAGCCUCUACCUGAGCAUGGGUUUCUGGAGGACAGGCCAGUAUUUCAUGAGUAUGUUCUGGAGGUUAGUGGAUAUUCCUAUAAUUCAAUUAAAGUAUUCCCUCCCUUCUGCCUAGGAAGUGGGGCUGGGACCUAUGCUCCUGUGCAGCAAGCAGGCCUGCUCUCUAGAGGAACUAGUGAACCUUGUCAUGUCAGUGUGAUGAACAAUAAAAGCUCCUUGCUGGUGCAGACCAGAUUCUAAUGCAUGUGAUGGCUGAGGUGGGGGUUGGGGCCUCUGCUACACUCUGGGUUUCUGGGUUGCCUGUGUUUCAUAUACCUAGGUCCAUAUUACUGUUGCAUUAGGAACAACUCAACAAUUUUUGUUCCUAAUGCAAAAUACUGCAUAUAUUUCCCUUUUGAGUCUGUCGACCAGAAGUUUCUGCAGGGCUGGAGGGAGCAGCUCACUUAGCCUCAGGACAGUUGGUUGGUUGAAUGUAAAUGUGAGAAAUGAACAUGGAAGUCUCUAUGUUCCUGUGUUCCAGGAAGUCAUGAAUUUUGGCCUGUGAUCAUUGACCUUCUCAGACUUAGUGGCUGAUUCCUUGAGUCCACUUUUUUCAUUCUUUGACAGUUUUGUACAUGUAUACACUGAGUUUUGUGUUGCACAGCCUUCACACACACAGGUUUUCAUUUCAGCUGAGCCCAGUCCAGGAACAAGACAGGAGCCCCCAAGUGCUAGAGACUGAUGCAAGCAAGCAUCGAAGGGUUAUUGAGACAAAAGACUAACAUCCCAGGGCCUUGAACUGUUGUAGCUCAGGUUCAUGAUCUCAGAGUGGAGACUUUCAUUAAGGAGACAAGUAGAUUUAUACAAAAUACUAAGAAAUCUCAUUUACCCUGGGGCUUUCUAACCGCCACCUGUGUUUGGUGCCCAAAAGUCCUGUUGUCCUUGUGCAGAGAGAUCUAUUUUCUCAGAAAUAGAGUGUGGGAAUGCACACAGCCACAACACAUCCCAUAUACACCUGGGCAUGCAGUCACUGAAGUCUCCUUAUUUGGAAAUUAGAAAAAAAAAUGUGCCUUUAUCUCCUUGUAUUAUAGCAAUGUUGUCUUUGGUAAACUAGCUAUGUAGCUACUUCCUAUACAAUGAAACAUUACUUACUUUCUAAAAUGAGAAAGUAGGUUCCCGAGACUCAGGUGGUAAGAAACACAAGGCCCAGGAGGUAAGACAACUCGCAAGAUCAGGAAGCACCUGAAGUUAGACAAUUCACUGCAGCCCACCCCAGUUGCUGGAGAGCAGGGACUCACCUUCAGAGCUGCCUACAAGUGGUCCAGGGCUAUGGAUGUGUCCUUUGUGAAUCAUGGCCCAUACUGGGCUGGGCUUUCGGUGAUGAGGCUGCCUUUGUAUUAUUGUCCAUGCUCCUAUAAGUAACUCCUUGCUCAUAUUCCUAUACAUAUUUCAACAAACUCGUUAAUUCAACUAAACUAGACUCUGGUGAAGUACUUUAUCAGGUCUGUUAGUGCCCACUCUGGGAUAUGGACAUCUGUUCAUAUUUCUGCAGGAAAAUCCUCACAAUGCUUGUCAUUGUAAAAAUCUCCUCUGCUCCUUGGAGAUAGGUGUAAACCUUCAGAGUUAACAGUUCUCGGCAAGGUGCACAGUAGCACUGUCUUCUCAAGCAUCUGGGUGCCCUCUUGAGAUGGAAUCAUCCAGUGGUUUGGUGCCUCCCUCCCAGACUGUGGAGAUCUUGGAAGGCUACCUGGGCUCUUGAGUGGGAAACGUACCCUCUCUCAUGAAGAUGUGAGUGGAGUAGAUACCUGUUCUAUCUAUGACCUUCAGGCACCAUGAUGAGACAUGUAGCAGGUAACUGUCCAACCUACCUAUGACCUUGAAGUACCUGCCCCUGGGGCAUGGCUCCAGGCUACCCUUAAGAUCUGAGUCGCACAUAGGCGCCCUCUCCUCUCCCUCCUGGGCUUGGAUGCUGAGACAGACCCAGGCAGAAGAACAGCAUGGGACUGUAUCUUGGACUCCCAGGACCCUAUGAUAAAUCUCUCAUGCUGUAGUGGGUCUUCUUCCUUAAUAAAUUCCUUUACCCUUUAAGCAGCCUCUGGAUUUCUCGAAGUAUAUGAGUCUCAUUGCUUUGUCUCACACAGUUUGGUAGAUGCCCUGGACGGAUCAAGGUGAGUGUCCUCCAUUGUGGGCUCUUGUUUUCAGGAACAUGGGAUGGGUGUAGCUGUGGCUACAGGCCUAAACACAGGACAAGCACAAGUCUGAAGUCAUCAAGGACAGGAAGGGAGAGAAGGUUUAGGGAACCCAGACAGCUGGGAACAGACCCUGUCCUCAAGGAGGUCCCAGGCAGAGCACCAGCUCACUCUCCCUCCACCCCCCAAUCUCUUCCAGGCCUCCCACCCCAUCCCCAACACACCAACUCCAAGUGAAGGCUGAAAAGUGGCCUCUUGCUGCUCUGGCCCUGACAGUACAGAAGGCCAGUCUCUAGGACACAGGGUGGGAGGGAGGGAGGGGAAAGAGUACAGGUACAAAAGUGCCCCAGGUACAAAGGGCUGUGAGGCAUCUAGGACAGGCAGUUGUGAUGCAUCUAAAUUUUGUCCCCAAAGCAACUGACCCAGAAGGCCAUGCUUCACUCUCCAUGGGGACUGAAUGGAGAUGCAGGGAAGCCAGAAAAACAACCCAGAGCCAGGAGUGGC